UUUAUUCUAGUUUCAUAACUUAGCUUUAAUAGCUUAUACCCUAAUUUACCCGUAUUACAAAGAAAUUAAAUUUCAAUCACUACGCUUUAAAGCUAAAAUAAGCUUAAAUAUAUAUAUUAAAUUCAUUUCAAUAUGACUUCUACAUCAAAUACAAAGUCUACUUCAGCUCCAAAAGAGCGCUUUGUAUUCGACUGCGACCAUCUUCUACAAUUUUGUGACAGAUUCAAUAGAACGCCUAUUGAAGAACAAUCUGAAUCUGUUCUUGAAGUAAAAUUAAAAGAUUUGGACGCAAGAUGGGUUAAAGUCGAAGCUUCUUACGAAGGAGUCAUGUUAGCUUCUGAUAACUCUAUAAAACCCGAAUUUAAAGAAGAAGCGAAAACUAAUUUUAAUGCGUGUGUAGACGCAUAUUACUUAUGCACAUCUCAAAUUCUUGAUUUAAUAAAAGCUACUAGACUAGAUAGUUCUAAUGUAGCAGGGUUCGAGGCAGCAGCCCGAUACUCAAUCCCAAACCAACCUCUCACAGGCAGUUACGAACAAUGGCCAUCGUUUCGUGACAUGUUCACGGCCGUAUAUAUAAAUCACUCAAAACUCUCUCCUGUCACAAAAUUAUACCACCUUCGAAAUAAAACACGAGGUGAAGCUGGUGACAUUGUAAAGAGAUAUCCCUUAUCUCAUGAAAAUUUUGAAUUAGCGUGGAAUGCUUUGAAAACCCGCUAUGAAAACAAACGUGUUCUGGUUGAUAACCAAAUAAAACUCCUUUUUAAUAUUCCGCCAGCAACCGCUGAAAACAGCGAAUCAAUUAGAAGAAUACAAUCUUCAGUUAAUGAUUCGCUAGCAACUCUAAGAACUCUCGGGGUAGAAGUUGAAAGCUGGGACCCUAUUUUAAUUCGCCUAAUUUCAACAAAAUUGCCAGAUUUUACUCUUUCGCUUUGGGAACAGUCUUUAACUUCCCCUCGAGAACUUCCCAAGUGGUCUCAAAUGUCACAAUUCCUUGUUGACAGAUAUGAAGCAGUAGAACGCAUUAAUAGCAUAAAAAUUUCAAAAAGUUGUUUUACUUUAACAAAUGCACAUGAAACCAAAAUACAAACUUAUACAUCUCAAGAAAAUCUCUAUGAACCCGAAUGUAAACUCUGUAACGAAAUUCACUCACUGAGAACAUGUCCCAAAUUUAGAACCUUUACGGUACAACAAAGAGUGGAUUACGUUUUUAAAAAUAAAAUUUGCAACAAUUGUUUGAGUUCAUCUCAUUUUAAACUAAAUUGCAAAAGUAAAAAAACUUGUCUCCAUUGUAAAAAAAAUCAUCAUACUUUGCUUCAUAUGAGACCAAAGUUACAAAAUCCCGCUCAAAUCCCAGAACACUCGCAAAAAAAUCAAGAGCCAAAAGAAAAUAAAAAUAUAACUCAUAAAACUUUGUCGAAUUCUGCCCAAACUGAACAAAUUAUAGCUCAAAAUGAUUUCCCAGCAUGCUCAAAUCAAAUUCAAGCUAAUUGUUCAAUGAAUAAUGAAAAUAUUCUGUUGCGUACUGCAUUAGUACAAAUUGAUCAUCAAGGUCAACUUUUUACUGUUAGGGCUCUAAUAGACCCUGGUUCUCAACGAACAUUUUUAACCGAAAAAGUGCGAAAUCGCCUUCAAUUACCUUAUCAAAAUUCUCAUUUUGAAAUUAUUGGUAUUGGCGGCCAAAAACAAAUAGCUAACAAAGAAUGUGAAUUCGUAUUAUAUGCAAAAAGAUACAAUUUAAGAAUUCCAGUUAAAGCUAUAGUAAUGCCCAAAGUCACUAAAUGGCUUCCAACAUAUUCUUUUGAAAUGCCUGACUCGCCUGAGCUUUCAGAAUUGGAUCUAGCGGAUCCAACUUUCAAUAAAUCUGCUCAAAUUGAUCUCAUUAUAGGAAAUGAUUAUGAACAAUUUCUUAAUUUAGAAGGUAUUAAAAAGAAUGUAUGUGGUCAAACUUCAGCUUAUCACACUGUUUUUGGUUGGGUUCUUAGUGGUCCCAUUAAAACCCAAACUAUUCAAACUUUUACCACUUCGGUCACACAAUGUGAAACUUCAGAUUUAAAUAAUACAUUGAAAAUGUUUUGGGAACAGGAAGAAAUUCCUACUUCUCAUCCAAACACCGUUGAACAUGAAAUUUGUGAAAAGUUUUAUACCCAAACUACAACUCGACAUGAGAAUGGUAGAUACGUCGUUCGACUACCAUUCAGAUCAGAAUUUCCCGACAAAGUUUCCCUUGGCUCAUCCCGAUAUAUUGCAUUAGCUCAAUACUCCAAAUGGAGAAAACACUCGCAAAAGAUCCAGAACUUGAAGCUCAAUAUAAAUCAGUUCUGAACGAUUAUAUAACUCUAGAUCACAUGGAAGAAACUUCUUCAAGUGAAAUUGUAUCCCAAGAUAAAUAUUAUUCUUUUUACUUACCGCACCACGCAGUUGUUCGCCCAGAACACAAAACGACCAAAUUAAGAGUCGUAUUUAACGCAUCAAGAAAAUCAAAAUCUAAAUUCUCGCUCAAUGAUGUGUUAUACACAGGUCCCACUCUACAAAAUGAUUUAAUUACGAUUAUCCUCAAUUGGAGAAAAUACCAAUAUGUAUUUAGUGGCGACAUACAAAAAAUGUAUCGCCAAAUACUUGUGCACCCUGCUGAUAGAUCUUUUCAAAGAAUUUUAUUU
This is a messenger RNA of Lucilia cuprina (Australian sheep blowfly), 2657 nucleotides long. RefSeq lists its product as uncharacterized. The coding region runs from base 133 to 2322 and encodes 729 amino acids. The transcript is spliced from 2 exons. Gene Ontology annotation, biological process: proteolysis. Gene Ontology annotation, molecular function: aspartic-type endopeptidase activity. NCBI's taxonomy places the organism in Eukaryota, Metazoa, Arthropoda, Insecta, Diptera, Calliphoridae. The record is from RefSeq and is a predicted model, not a curated record.